Messenger RNA from Chionomys nivalis (European snow vole), 1726 nucleotides. RefSeq names its product ISL LIM homeobox 1 (gene Isl1). Lineage: Eukaryota; Metazoa; Chordata; Mammalia; Rodentia; Cricetidae. Gene Ontology annotation, cellular component: nucleus. Gene Ontology annotation, biological process: neuron fate specification; axonogenesis; positive regulation of transcription by RNA polymerase II. The record is from RefSeq and is a predicted model, not a curated record. The coding region runs from base 64 to 1113 and encodes 349 amino acids. The transcript has 6 exons. Gene Ontology annotation, molecular function: DNA-binding transcription factor activity, RNA polymerase II-specific; cis-regulatory region sequence-specific DNA binding.
UGUGGGCUGUUCACCAACUGUCCAACCACCAUUUCACUGUGGACAUUUCUCCCUCUUACAGAUAUGGGAGACAUGGGCGAUCCACCAAAAAAAAAACGUCUGAUUUCCCUAUGUGUUGGUUGCGGCAAUCAAAUUCACGAUCAGUAUAUUCUGAGGGUUUCUCCGGAUUUGGAAUGGCAUGCAGCGUGCUUGAAAUGUGCGGAGUGUAAUCAGUAUUUGGACGAGAGCUGUACGUGCUUUGUUAGGGAUGGAAAAACCUACUGUAAAAGAGAUUAUAUCAGGUUGUACGGGAUCAAAUGCGCCAAAUGCAGCAUAGGCUUCAGCAAAAACGACUUCGUGAUGCGCGCCCGCUCCAAGGUGUACCACAUCGAGUGUUUCCGCUGUGUAGCCUGCAGCCGACAGCUCAUCCCGGGAGACGAAUUUGCGCUACGGGAGGAUGGGCUUUUCUGCCGCGCGGACCACGAUGUGGUGGAGAGGGCCAGCCUGGGAGCUGGAGACCCACUCAGUCCCUUGCAUCCAGCACGGCCGCUGCAAAUGGCAGCUGAGCCCAUCUCAGCUAGGCAGCCAGCUCUGCGGCCUCACGUCCACAAGCAGCCUGAAAAGACCACCCGCGUGCGGACUGUGCUCAACGAGAAGCAGCUGCACACCUUGCGGACCUGCUACGCCGCCAACCCUCGGCCAGAUGCACUCAUGAAGGAGCAACUAGUGGAGAUGACCGGCCUCAGCCCCAGAGUGAUCCGAGUCUGGUUUCAAAACAAGAGGUGCAAGGACAAGAAACGCAGCAUCAUGAUGAAGCAGCUCCAGCAGCAGCAGCCUAACGACAAAACUAAUAUCCAAGGGAUGACAGGAACUCCCAUGGUGGCUGCUAGUCCGGAGAGACACGAUGGUGGCUUACAGGCUAACCCGGUAGAGGUGCAAAGUUACCAGCCACCCUGGAAAGUACUGAGUGACUUCGCCUUGCAGAGUGACAUAGAUCAGCCGGCUUUUCAGCAACUGGUCAAUUUUUCAGAAGGAGGACCAGGCUCUAAUUCCACUGGCAGUGAAGUAGCAUCGAUGUCCUCUCAACUCCCAGAUACACCCAACAGCAUGGUAGCCAGUCCUAUUGAGGCAUGAGGAACAGUCAUUCAGAUGUAUUUUUUUCCCUGUUGGAGAAAGUGGGAAAUUAUGUUGAACUCCGAAAUUAAAGUAUUUAACGACCCAGUCAAUGAAAACUGAAUCAAGAAACGAAUGCUCCAUGAAGUGCACGAAGUCUGUUUUAAUGACUAGGUGAUAUGGUAGCAACACUGUGAAGACAAUCAUGGGGUUUUACUAGAAUUAAAAACAAACAAAACCCCAAGCCCAACAUAUGCUAUUCAAUGACCUUAGGAGUACUGAAAAGAAUAAUAAUGAAACAAGACGUUUUUAAAACGUAGAGGAUUUAUAUUCAAGGAUCUCAAAAAAAAAAGCAUUUUCAUUUCGCUGCAUAUCUAGAGGAAAAGCAGAAAUAGAGAAUUUUCUAGUCCACCCUAUUCUGAAUGGUGCUGUUUCUAUAUUGGUCAUUGCCUUGCCAAACAGGAGCUCCAGCACAGAGUGGAAGAAACUGGCCUUAGUGGCUGAAAGAGUCCUUUCAGGAAGGCGGAGCUGCAUUGGUUUGCUAUGUUUUUAGUUGACUUUGACAAGGGGUUAAUUGAAAUUCUGGGUCUCUUUAGCUUGCCCUGUAGCUGGUUUCUCUUUUACUUUUGCCUUU